AUGACUGGAAUUCAUACAGAAAAAUGCAUUCUAAAAUUAGGUACGGCCUUAACAAUGGAACACACCAUCCCAUCAUUUCAAGGAUGUCAAACCGAAAAAUUUUGCGUUUAUGUUUAUGCCUCCGUGCCUUGCCAUCUAACGUUAAUCCAAGAAACUCCACCAAAAGCAGCAAAGAUCACCGACAAGAGUCAACAUCCGAGUCAUCACAGUCGCGAAUUCCGAAAUCGCAGUCGGCGUAUGUCAAAGGACAAUUGCCGACGCACGUCAAAAUCAAGUCGCCGAUGUCGACGACCGCCAAAAACAGUUGCCGGUUGCCUCAGAGCGAACACGUGGUUUAAACGGUGGUUCGCGGCCGACUAUGACUCGACCAGCAUCGAACUUACCUGGUCAUACCUGGGCGAAACGUGCUUGUGGUCUUUCGACAUAGCCUUUAAACGUAAAAUUGUUCAUAAUGAGCGAUACAGCUCUCCUCAUAAGAAUAUUAGAUUCUCUAAGUCACUUCAAGAAAAAAUAGAUCAAUUGAAUAACCUAGCAUGGCUGCGUAAAGAGAUUCAAGAUACUAAUUUGGAAACAAAAUUUAAAUCUUUAAGAAAAGAGGUUGAUAAGACUAUUCGUGAUGAAAGGAUUAGUUACUACCACUCGAUAAUCAGCAAAUCUUCAAACAAACAGAAAACUACUUGGAAUAUUGACAAUUCAAUAAAAGAUGCUGCGUCCCUGCCUGCGCCUACUCUGAACAUCAGCCGCAUAAAACCAGAUCCAGCGCAGCAACAGAGGGCAAGCCGUAAGAAGAAAGCGUACCAAAUUAUACUUAUAACUGUCAAAGGAGGCAUCAGUCCGUUGACAGAUCACUUCGAUUAUUCCCAAUUCAAUUGUCUUCCCUCGGUACUGUCAAGAACAUUGUUCGUUUCGGAAGUAUUCGAACAAGAAGAAAAGAUUCUGACGUCCCCCGUGCUAGUCUUUCCUAUUAUGCUUAGAGAGAAAGGUAUCUUCAUUACCUGGGAAGGAAUUAGGGAUGGAUGGUGGAUGUAUUGUCUAGUAUUGAACUGGAAUCGAAGAAUGAGGGGACAGAUUCAGGAUGCAACAGAGAGAAUAUAA
Acanthoscelides obtectus is the source of this 1095-nucleotide messenger RNA. The record is from the annotation of a GenBank genome assembly. NCBI's taxonomy places the organism in Eukaryota, Metazoa, Arthropoda, Insecta, Coleoptera, Chrysomelidae.